Auanema sp. JU1783 is the source of this 420-nucleotide messenger RNA. NCBI's taxonomy places the organism in Eukaryota, Metazoa, Nematoda, Chromadorea, Rhabditida, Rhabditidae. The record is from the annotation of a GenBank genome assembly.
AUGAUCGAUUAUUCUCAUAGCUGCAGAAUGCAACAAAAUGUUGGAGAAGACGAAAAAGUUAAACUUCGCAACAAAAAUACUCAAUCUGUUCUUCAGAGAGGAUUGGACGUUCUGCACGAAGGGGAAUUGAAUGAGGAAACAGAAGAAAUUCGUAAACUGGAUGCUCAACUUGAUCAUUUGAAUGAAUAUGUGUCACAAAUGGAACAAAGACUCAAGGAUCACAAUGACAAGAUGAUGGAAGCUCUGCGACAACAGAAGGAGGAAAGGGAAAAACGUAGAAAGAGUUUUCAUGAGAGAAUGAGUCAGUCCCACACAGAAGAUGAAGAAUUCAAAAAACAAAUGGAGAACAUCCUUUCAAAAGUUGAUAAUAAUAGACAAAGACAGUCCAUUUAUGAUUUCAUUAACACCUCUAAAAAUUAA